Messenger RNA from Solanum verrucosum, 519 nucleotides. RefSeq names its product probable calcium-binding protein CML16. The coding region runs from base 16 to 519 and encodes 167 amino acids. NCBI's taxonomy places the organism in Eukaryota, Viridiplantae, Streptophyta, Magnoliopsida, Solanales, Solanaceae. The transcript has a single exon. The record is from RefSeq and is a predicted model, not a curated record. Gene Ontology annotation, molecular function: calcium ion binding; enzyme regulator activity.
CCCUUUUUCUCUACAAUGAUGACAACUCUCAAAUCUGAUCAACUCAAACAGCUAAAAGACAUAUUCAUGCGUUUCGACCUCGACGGCGACGGCAGCCUAACUCAGCUAGAACUCGCCGCACUCCUCCGUUCCCUCGGCCUCAAACCCGGUUGUGGCGAUCAACUCCACGUUUUACUCGCUAAAAUUGAUCAUAACGGCAAUGGAUCUAUUGAAUUUGACGAACUUGUAGAUGCAAUUAUGCCUGAUAUGAAUGAAGAUAUAUUAAUCAAUCAGGAUCAGCUAAUGGAGCUUUUCCAAUCGUUCGAUCGCGACGGUAAUGGCUACAUUACCGCCGCCGAACUCGCCGGACAAAUGUCGAAAAUGGGUCAUCCGUUAACGUAUAGAGAAUUGUCAAAUUUAAUGCAAGAAGCUGAUACCAAUGGAGAUGGUGUUAUAAGUUUUAAUGAAUUUGCUAAUAUUCUUGGGAAAUCUGCUACCGAUUUUCUCGGAUUAAAUACUGUCUCCGAAUCCGUUGCUUGA